GCUCUUCAGCGGCGUCUCGGCUGGGCCGGCCGUCGCCCCCGCUCCGCCCCCGCUCGCCGGGGAUAGGGCCAUGGCGCCCGCGGCUGGCUGGCCAAGCCGCGGGCCUGCUUCUCUCCCCUUCCAUAACAGGGGAGGGGAGCUCUUUUGCGGCGGCUCGGCUGGGCCGGCAGCCACCCCCACCCCUCUGGAGCUGGGGACGGGGCCAUGACGCCCGGGGCUGGCGGGCCGAGUCUCCACCCUGCCGGCGGGGGAUGGGGGCAUGGCGCCUGCCGCUGGCUGGCCGAGCUGUGGGCCUUCUUCUUCCACCACCACCCCGCAGCGGGGGGGAGCGCUUCUGCGGGGGCCGGCCGCCGCCUCUGUCCCGCUCGCCGCAGACCUCCUCUGAUCCCCUCCCAGCACCAGGGGGCAAGUGCAACCUCCACCCGCGGCCGGCAGGCUGUGCUGCAGGGGCCCCCCUCCCCUCCCCGCCCCGGGUUCACUGUAGGGGGAAGGGGGAGUUCAGCAGUGGGGUUGGAGGGACGGCGGGAGCCUCAGGACUGCGGGUCAUCAUUUGGUUGGCUCUCCACACACGCCCCUCUCUGCCACGCAGUGCUCAUACGUUCAUUGCCUAGUCAUGGCACACCUGUAGCACGGGGCAGAGUCGGCCUUGCCGGAGGGCGAAACCAGGGCAUCCCCAUCUCCGGGGGGGCCCAAGGGGGUCUGGAGCUCUUAGCGACCCACCCACCCGGCUAUGGUGGGAGGCCUUCCGUAAGGCACAGGGGGUCUUUUGGGAGGCCACCAGGGGCCGCCGACGCACCAGGCCACCGAGUUUGGGGUCCGUCCAGGGGGCCCGGGGUGCCGGGCACACGGCAUCAGCGCCAGCGGCCACCCUUGGGUCACCCCUGGCCGCUCGGCCAGGGCCGGGUGUGGAGGACCUCAAGGGCACCCAACGCCCCCCCUCCCGGGUUGCAGGACUGGCCCUGGCGUCCCCCUCAGGCCGGCUGCCCUCUGGGGGAAAGACCAACAAGAUGGUUCAGGAUAUGGCCAGGGCCCUCAGGGAAGGCGCCCGCACUGGGGCCCCCCUGCCGCCGCGCUUCCCCUGCCGGAGCACCGCAGCGGCCUGCACAACGAGGUGGGGCCCCGCACGGGGGGAGAGGUUCUCUCUUCCCCGCAGGAGAGCCCGGCGCUACCGAGCGGAUGACUGUUCAAAUCCGACAGGGAUGGGGAGACCGGGAUGACCACGGCUCGUCGACGGGUGCGACAGAGAUCUUCGUCCCGCUGCUGAGCAUCAUGGCGGCGCUCAGAGAGCUCGUCGUCUGAAAUCCUGACAGGUCAUGCAGGCCGGCAGGUCUGGAUCGUGGGCCAUAGCAUCGUGCAUUGGGCAUCUCGCUACGCGGCUACCUCCAGAUGGGGAGAGUCGUUGGGACUGCAACCACGGGCGACUGUUCACUGGGUGGGGAUUUGAGGCAGGCGCUGGGCGUCGCUCCUGCAACAGCUACGCCAGAUCCGGGAACAUCGUGGCACGCACUUUUCGCGGUUGUCGUCCA
Messenger RNA from Sphaerodactylus townsendi, 1526 nucleotides. Its product is annotated as collagen alpha-1(I) chain-like. NCBI's taxonomy places the organism in Eukaryota, Metazoa, Chordata, Lepidosauria, Squamata, Sphaerodactylidae. The record is from RefSeq and is a predicted model, not a curated record. Bases 205 to 1299 code for a protein of 364 amino acids. The transcript has 2 exons.